Molecule: messenger RNA, 766 nt
Organism: Blepharisma stoltei
Lineage: Eukaryota; Ciliophora; Heterotrichea; Heterotrichida; Blepharismidae
Source: the annotation of a GenBank genome assembly
AUGAAACAAAGACCUAGGCUAUCCUCACAUCAUGAUAUACUAUUGAAUAUAAAACAAAGCCCAAAUCAAAUCCAAGAAGACGUGUUUUACCUCUAUAAAAAGCGGCAGCCAUUUUCCUUGAGUAAUCAAUUAGCGAUUUCUCCAAUUUCAGAUCGACCUCCUUUAUACCCUACAAAAAUUAGCAAGAAAUUUAUAUAGUUAACUACACUGACUAGCACGGGGUGCUUUUGGCUCGAAACUGAGCCAAAAGCACCCCGUGCCAGUCAGUGUAGUUCACUAUAUAUUUUUUCCUAAGCCACUGGAUUUAUAGUAUGCAUUUACAAGCAAUAAAAUUCGCAAAAAAGGGCUAAAAAAUUUUAAUAUUAAAAAUUAUUUAUAUAUUAAUAGUAUAAGAAAUAUAAACAGCUACUGUAAUAGCCAAAGAUCAAGCUCAAGAUCUUCAAAUAGAAGCAGUUCACAAGACAGCAAUUCGAGCUUAAACGAUUCAAAUUCCAUGAGAUCCAAUUUUUCAAACUCGAUAACGAAAAAGCACUUGAAAAUGUAUCACGAGUAUUUUGAACAAGAUAAAGAAAAUGCCAGCAAUCUUAUUGAUUUAUCUUCUAAAAUCAAGAAAAGGAUCAAUAAAAAUGCAAAGGAAAUAUUUUCAAAAGAGGAAAAGCAAGAAGCAUUUGAUGAGUAUAAAGAUACUCAAGAAAAAAUCAAUAAGAUUUCAAAGGGGAGAUUACCUUCGACUUUUUUAUUCAAAAUAAGCACGAAAAGGUUUUAA